CUCCAGAGAUAGUGUGGAAAAUCGCAGCUUGAACACCAAGGAAAAGUGCUUGUUCGAUAUUGUGGAAAAUUGUAGCUUGAACACCAAGUUAGGAACAGUGCUUGGUCUCCUCUCUCUAUAUAUAGAGCAGUUAGCCAAGUUAAGAAACACUUAAAAUAUUCACAAAAUUUAAACUGUGGUGGAAAGAGUUGCAGAAAAUGAUGAUGGGAGAACUGUGGUCUCAUGCAGGCUCAAUCAUGGGGAGUUUGGUGUUCAUUUAUGCCAUGUUUAAACAGUUUUUCCCUUAUCAACUUCAAGACUAUUUCGAAAAAUAUUUCAAAAAACUUGUGAGUUUGGCAUAUCCUUAUGUUGAAAUCAGCUUUGAUGAAUUCACUGGGGAACGGAUGAAGCGCAGUGAGGCCUACUCUGCAAUUAAAACUUAUCUGAGCGGUAAGUCUUCGGCGUCUGCUAAGCGGCUUAAGGCUGAUGUUGGCAAAGAUAGCCAGUCUGUAGUCCUUAGUAUGGAUUAUAAUGAAGAAGUCAUUGAUGAGUUUCAAGGGGUCAAGGUUUGGUGGUCUGCAAUGAGAACUCUUCCGAAAACACAGCGAAUUUCAUGGUAUCCCGCUGAUGAUGAAGUGAAGUAUUACAAGCUCACAGUCCACAAACGCCAUAGAGAACUAAUCACCGAGUCUUAUGUUAGUCAUGUGUUAAAAGAAGGAAAGGCCAUUGCAACGAAGAACCGGCAGCGAAAGCUCUACUCUAACAAUCCUAGUGGUAAUUGGUAUGGAUACAAAGGAAGCAAGUGGAGCAAUGUAGUGUUUGAGCAUCCUUCAACGUUUGAUACUUUGGCAAUGGAUGCAAAAAUGAAAGAGGAAAUCAAGAAUGAUCUCAUCAAGUUUAGCAAAGGGAAAGAUUACUAUGCUAGAAUUGGAAAGGCAUGGAAGCGUGGAUAUCUCCUUUAUGGUCCUCCAGGAACUGGCAAAUCAUCCAUGAUUGCAGCCAUGGCAAAUCUUCUGGAUUAUGAUGUUUAUGAUCUCGAACUUACUGCAGUCAAGGAUAACACAGAGUUGAGAAGGCUUUUGAUUGAUACCUCGAACAAGUCAAUUGUAGUGAUCGAGGAUAUCGAUUGCUCUCUUGAUCUUACUGGCCAAAGAGAGAAGAAGAAGAAGGAGGAAGACAACGACGAUGAAUUGGAUCCGGUUGCAAAAAAGGCAAAAGAAGAGGAGAAAAAAGAUAGCAAGGUUACUUUAUCAGGGCUUUUGAAUUGUAUUGAUGGUCUUUGGUCGUCAUGUGGAGGCGAAAGAAUCAUUAUUUUUACUACUAAUUAUGUGGAGAAGCUUGAUCCAGCUCUAAUAAGAAGAGGAAGAAUGGACAAGCACAUAGAAAUGUCCUAUUGUUGCUUUGAUGCAUUCAAGGUACUGGCAAAGAAUUACUUGGAGAUUGACUCUCAUCCAUUGUUUGGAGAAAUUGACAGAUUGUUGGGAGAAACGAAAAUGACUCCUGCUGAUGUUGCAGAGAAUUUGAUGCCAAAAUCAGAUUAUGACAACGAGAAGACUUGUUUGGAGAGAUUCAUUGAAGCUCUUAAGGUUGCAAAGGAGGAAGCAAUUAAGAAAGAGGAGGAAGAAGCUGGUGCAAAGGCGGAGAAAGAAGAAAAAGAAAAGGAACAAUCUGCUAAAGAUGUCAAAGAGUUGAAAGAGAAUGGUGUGGCAGCCGAAGAAGUGAAAGAAAAUGGUGUUGCAGCAAAAGAAGUGAAGGAAAAUGGUGUUGCAGCAGAAGAAGUGAAAGAAAAUGGUGUUGCAGCCAAAGAGGUGAAGGAAAAUGGUGUUGCAGCCAAAGAAGUUAAAGAAAAUGGUGUCAUCCAUUAAUCAAUGACGUACAUCUUUGUUUGCAUUUGAAGCUACUUGUAUUGCUUUGUGUAAUGCUAUUCAUGUUGCUAUUUGGAUUGUGUACUCAAUUUGAUUGUGAAAUAAGAAUUACUAGGUAAUAUGUUCAAAGAUUUGGCGAUUUCCCAUCUUUUCCUAUUGUAAAUCAAUAUUGCUAGUUAUAUUGUGAAACAGAAGUUCAGUUUGUGUAUGGGGAAUCUUUGGUUGUUGUUAAGAUAAAAGGAUGCAAACAAGUUCAAUCUUUCCCAAGUUGUUAUUUCAGACAAAACCCAUUGGUUGAGGAGUUUGGCUUGUCUAGUGGGACAUUAAAAUCGUAUGAUCUAUUCAUUGAUGACUUUCUGCUCUUUUCCCAUUUUCAUGGUAACCACCCCAAUUCUCCUUCCUUGUUUUUGGAACAAAAUAGCAAUCCAGAUGGCUACAACAUUCUAAUUAAUCAGAUCUUUUCCAAAGGAAUGUUGACUUACCUAAUUUCUAAGUAUCAAUGGCGGCAAUUUCCUUGACUUAUAGAUUUCUAGUUCGAAUCUUUGCACUCAACUUGACAUUAAAAA
Messenger RNA from Durio zibethinus, 2410 nucleotides. The record is from RefSeq and is a predicted model, not a curated record. NCBI's taxonomy places the organism in Eukaryota, Viridiplantae, Streptophyta, Magnoliopsida, Malvales, Malvaceae.